Molecule: messenger RNA, 908 nt
Organism: Solea solea (common sole)
Lineage: Eukaryota; Metazoa; Chordata; Actinopteri; Pleuronectiformes; Soleidae
Gene: six7
Product: SIX homeobox 7
Exons: 3
Coding region: 126-908 (260 amino acids)
Biological process (GO): regulation of transcription by RNA polymerase II; eye development
Cellular component (GO): transcription regulator complex; nucleus
Molecular function (GO): RNA polymerase II cis-regulatory region sequence-specific DNA binding; DNA-binding transcription factor activity, RNA polymerase II-specific
Source: RefSeq, a predicted model, not a curated record
UAGCAGCAGCGACGCUGCAAGUGUCAAUAAUCCAAGAGCGCAAGGACUUUUACGCACGAUUGGAUCGUCUUUCCACGCGCCCUGCGAACUUCUCCUAACGUCCUACCAAGACGCGCAGAGCCGUGAUGUUCCCGCUGCCGAUGUUCACACCGGACCAAGUGGCUCGGGUGUGCGAAAACCUGGAGGAGACCGGGGACAUCGAGCGCCUCGGCCGGUUCCUCUGGUCGCUGCCCGCCGCGGUCCCCGGCUCCGCUGGCGAGGCGCUAAACCGACAUGAGUCCGUGAUGCGCGCCAGAGCGCUGGUGGCUUUCCACGGGGGGAAUUUUGACGCGCUUUACCAAAUCCUGCAGAACCACAGGUUCACACGCGAGUCGCACGCCAAACUGCAAAACUUGUGGCUGGAUGCGCACUACCGGGAGGCGGAGAGGCUCCGCGGUAGGCCGCUGGGCCCGGUGGAGAAGUACCGCAUUCGCAAGAAGUUCCCGCUGCCCCGCACCAUCUGGGACGGCGAGCAGAAGACGCACUGCUUUAAGGAAAGAACUCGCAGUUUGCUGAGAGAGUGGUACCUUCAGGAUCCGUAUCCAAACCCGUCUAGGAAACGGCACCUGGCCCAGGCCACGGGUCUCACGCCCACACAGGUCGGGAACUGGUUCAAGAACCGGCGGCAGAGAGACCGCGCCGCAUCUGCAAAGAACAGACUACAGCAGGAUUCCUCCCUCCUGCUCUCUGAAACCUCACCCAACGGCUCUCUUCAGGAACGCCGACACCACCCUCACCUGCUGCCCACCUCCCUUCACCGCCUCGGCAGCCCCGAGGCCAGCGACUGCAGCACGGAGCCGGAGCGCAGAGGAACGGGAGCCUCCACUCCGGACAUCUCAGUCAGCAGUGACAGCGAGUUCGAGUCCUGA